ACGAGCCAAAACUACCGUCAUUUUUCAGUAGACCCAUCAGAUAGGAAUAGGAGGGGGCCAAUCCAUAUCCCUCUUUCUCUCUCCACCCCCGAAGAGAAUCUAGGGUUUGUCUGCAACAGUGAAUCUUUUCCUUUCCCGUCUGCUGCUGGUAUAUCUGAGGAGUAUGUGAGGUUGCUUAUACUAUCAUAUUACAGAGGGGCUUAUAUUUUCUGAUAGCAUGGCGACAGAAAGUCCAAUAAGAAUGUCGGAAACUAGUGGAAAAUGGGCUCCUCGCAAGAAGACUGCAAAACUUGCACCUUCAUCUGCUAAUAUGGCAGCAGAGGAGUUGAAAUUGCUUCUUAGGGGCCAUAAGUUUCAAAGCAGCGGACAGGAUGUUUCCCCCAAUCGAAGUGGAAGUGCACCCCCAAGUAUGGAGGGUUCGUUUUUGGCCAUCGAUAACCUGCUGUCCCAGCAGGACUCGAGCAUGAAUGGAAGCUUGGCAACUCUAGGUAGUGUUAUUGAAAGGUGUGAGACUGAGGAACAAUUACGGGCUGAUCCAGCUUAUUUGGCAUAUUACUGUGCCAAUGUCAAUUUGAAUCCUAGACUUCCUCGUCCACUUAUUUCAUGGGAGAAUCGACGUCUGGCACGCAAUAUUGGUAGUUUCAGCCAGAGUCAGGGACCUGUAGAUGGGAGUGGCAAUUUUCUGUUGCAUAUGUCUCAAGGAUCACUUCCUACACACAAGGAAGAAUCUGAGGAUGAUCAGUCUUCCCAACUCUUUUCUAAUGAUUGGGUAGAUCAGACAAGUGAAGUUUGGUUGGGAGAAGGUGCUGCGUCAUUGGUAGGCCAACACCAAAAUGUGGGUGAUUUAAUACAGGAAGAUUUUGGUUGCUCUUCACCACCUGUCCCUAAUCACUCUCAUACAUUAGGCAAGGAAGUACCUGAGGAAUUCAAUGAUCACAGUACCGAUUCCAGUUCCAUGCAUGAUCCUGCUAUUAAUGUGACAACUACCAUUAAGCCCAGCGUGGAUGCAGAAACUGCUGAUGCUACAGCGCUUUCACCAAAUGACGAUUCCUGGCCCGCCUCUGAAAUUUCCAGGAGCACAGCUGUUAAUGAUGCAAGUGUUGCGGUCAUUGAAUCUGAAAUGAAGGCUCUUAACAUAUCGGACUUGAUAGAGAAUCAAAAGAAACAAGAACAAUGGGAGCGCAGUUGCCAGAAUCAUUUCUUGCAGCAGCAUCAGCAACAAAACAAUUUUUUUCAAGUUCAAAGUGGCAAGUCGCAAAUAACCUCUCAAGGAACUGACGGUACAUAUGUUAGCAUGGAUCAGUAUCUUCAUAAUACAUCCAAGUAUGCAGCGGAUGUACAACCAGUUCAUCAGACAUCUGGGUUCACACCUCCACUAUAUGCAACUGCAGCCUACUUGAAUUCAGCUAAUCCAUAUUACUCAAAUAUUCAAGGACCGGGCUUUCUCACUCCACCAUAUCUUAGUGGAUAUACUUUGAAUCCCACUGCCUUUUCUCCAUAUAUUGGUGGAUACCAUCCUCCGGGUGCUGUUCCUGUGGUUGUUGAUGGAACUGUGGGUCCAAGCUUUAAUGCUCGAACAUCUGGGGUUGCAACUGGGGGCAUCCUCUCACCUGGUGCUGAUAUGCAACAUUCAAGCAAGUUCUAUGGUCAACUUGGAUAUCCGCUGCAAACUUCUUUUUCUGAACCUAUGUACAUGCAAUACCACCAGCAGCCUUUUGUGGACUCGUAUGGUGGUCCAAGACAAUUUGAUCCAUUGGCAUCAAGAGGUGGUGUUGACUCAAAGAAAGUGUCCAGUCACGGUUCUUAUUUGGAUGAACACAAAAGCCAACAUCAGAGAAUUGGAAACAUGGGGAAUUUGAACCCACAAAGAGGAGGGUCAAUGACUCCUAACUAUCUUGGAAGUGCACCAAAUGUUGGUAUUUUGAUGCAGUAUCCAACCCCUCCCCUUACUAGUCCAGUUUCGCCAGUACCCCUCAUAGGUUCAGGUAUAAAUACUGGCUUGUAUCCUGCAUGGCCAAGGCACAGGGGCUUUGAGAGUUAUGACGACCCCAAGAUUUAUAAUUUCCUUGAAGAGUUGAAAUCUGGCAAAGGCCGCAGAUUUGAGUUAUCUGAUAUCACAGGACAUAUUGUUGAAUUCAGUGCUGAUCAACAUGGGAGUCGAUUUAUUCAGCAGAAGUUGGAAAACUGUAGUGUUGAAGAGAAGGCUUCUGUAUUCAAAGAAGUUCUCCCACAUGCUUCUAAACUAAUGACUGAUGUUUUUGGUAACUAUGUGAUUCAGAAGUUUUUUGAGUAUGGAACCCCUCAGCAGAGAAAAGAACUUGCCAAUCAACUUUCAGGUCAAAUUUUGCCUUUAAGUUUGCAGAUGUAUGGCUGUCGUGUAAUCCAAAAGGCACUUGAGGUUAUUGAACUUGAACAGAAAGUGCAGCUUGUACAUGAGCUGGAUGGGCAUGUUAUGAGAUGCGUUCGUGAUCAAAAUGGAAACCAUGUCAUACAAAAGUGCAUUGAGAGCAUUCCAACAGAAAAAAUUAGGUUUAUAAUCUCUGCUUUCCGUGGUCAAGUUGCAACACUUUCAAUCCAUCCUUAUGGCUGUCGUGUUAUACAGAGAGUUCUGGAACAUUGUACAGAUGAGCUGCAAUGCCAGUUCAUAGUUGAUGAGAUCUUGGAGUCUGUUGCUGGUCUUGCCCAGGACCAGUAUGGCAACUAUGUCACACAGCAUGUAUUGGAGAGGGGAAAACCUAAUGAAAGAAGGAAAAUUAUUAACAAGUUGUCGGGUCAUUUCGUACCUCUGAGCCAGCACAAGUUUGCUUCAAAUGUUGUUGAGAAAUGUUUGGAAUAUGGUGGUGCUGCAGAACGAGUAUUAAUUAGGGAGAUCGUUGGGCAUAAUGAAGGAAAUGAUAAUUUGGUAAUGAUGAAGGACCAAUAUGCAAAUUAUGUGGUGCAGAAGACCCUUGAAAUCUGUAAUGAUAGUCAACGGGUGUUAUUAAUUAAUCGUAUAAGAGCUCACACAAACGCAUUGAAGAAGUACACUUAUGGGAAGCACAUCGUAGCACGGUUUGAGCAGCUAUUUGGAGAAGAAAAUCUAUCAGGAUCGUGAUGGGGACGAAGGCAAAAUAUCCAAGAAAGUACCUUCAGUGAAUCUGUGGUUUGUCAAUGCAUACAGGGAAUGUGUAUCCCAUGGAAAUUGAAGAGAAUAGCAUGAGAUUGGUUUACUGUGGCACCCUGUUCAUGGGAGCUGUGGCUUGGCCGUGCAGCCAAGUUGUCAUGUGGCUUCAUGUGCAAUUCGACCAUCAGUAAGAGGGGGUUGAUGUUUCGUUGGUAGGUAAGUUGGUCGGGUUGGUAGUUGCUAGUAAAUAUAUGUUUUAUGGUGAAGAAGUAUAUACUUACGUACUCAUAGGACGAUUUGAUUGCCGUACAAUUCAGUGAUUGUAGUUAUUGGUAGGAAAAACCUUGAUGCUGUAUAUCUAUUUAGCACAUUAUUUGUUGCAAAUGUGUGGUUUUUGUGAUAAAUUGUAGGCGUUUUUGUUUACGACCGUAGAAAAAUUGCAACACGGUCCCCUCUAAAUAAACGUUUCGUUGGUUCAAA
Malus domestica (apple) is the source of this 3583-nucleotide messenger RNA. Lineage: Eukaryota; Viridiplantae; Streptophyta; Magnoliopsida; Rosales; Rosaceae. The record is from RefSeq and is a predicted model, not a curated record.